AAUAUCCACUGUCCGAUCGCAAUGGCGCCUCAACUGACGAUUAUCGCUAUAUGUUUAUUAUCGUUUUGGAUAAAUGCAACUCAAUCUGAAACAGAUUUCCAAGGUCUAUUAAAUAAAAUAUUCAAUGAUGCUGAUGGAAAUCUAUUAAGAAAUGGAAAAUUAGAACCACAAGGCAAGAUAUGUGGAAUUGGCAAAGAAUGUGUUCAACGUACGCUCUGUAAGGAGGAUGGUACCGUUAAGAGGUUUGGUCAGGGUAUAGUUGACCUAAAAAUCGGCAUUGAAAAUCCUUGUAGUUAUUUGGAAAUAUGUUGUAAAGUAGACGAAACGUUACAGCAGGCCACACCAGAGAUAGUGCCACAUGUACAAGAAAGUCAUUGUGGCACCCGCAAUGCGGAGGGCGUGUUCUUCAAAAUUACUGGUGCUACAAAUGGAGAGGCAGAAUUCGCUGAAUUUCCGUGGAUGGUUGCCAUUUCAACAAUUGAGGAAACUUAUCAAUUUUACAAAUGCGGCGGGGCAAUUAUCGCACCGAAUGUAGUCCUUACAGCUGCACAUUGUGUGUUGAACCAACGACCGGAAAAGUUGGUGGCACGUGCUGGUGAGUGGGAUACACAGACCAAUCUAGAACCGCAGCAACAUCAAGAUGCUCGUGUCAAGGAAAUAAUAAGUAAUGAAGAUUUCGAUCCCAGCACAAUAGCUGGAGAUAUCGCGCUUUUAAUAUUGGAAACACCUUACAUUUGGGCUCCGAAUGUGCAACCCAUCUGCUUGCCAGAUGCUAAUAGAACUUUUGAUAAUUCUCGUUGCUUUGCCACCGGCUGGGGUAAAGACAAGUUUGGGAAAGCGGGUAAUUAUCAGGUUAUACUGAAAAAGAUUGAAUUGCCUAUUGUACCACAUGCCACCUGUGAAGCCAAUUUACGUAGAACACGUCUGAGUCGUUUCUUUCAAUUGGACAAGAGUUUCAUAUGCGCUGGUGGAGAGGGUGGCUCUGACACUUGCAAGGGCGAUGGCGGCUCACCGUUAGUUUGUCCAGAUCCAAAGAAUCCCAAUCGCUACUAUCAAGCUGGUAUUGUAUCUUGGGGUAUCGGCUGUGGCGAGAAAAAUAUUCCAGGCGUGUAUAGCAAUGUGCCGUACCUGCGCAGCUGGAUCAAUGAGAAACUUGUUGCGAGAGGAAUUGAUUUUAAAUAUUUUACGCCCCGCAUAUCCAAAAUGGCUUCUAACUUGGCGGUUUUUGCUGUGUGUAUGCUAUCUCUGUGGAUAGUCACUUCCGACGGUCAAUCAACGCCAAAUCUAGAUGAUUUAUUAAAUAAAAUCUUCACCACAGAACCACCACCGUUCCAACCAACACCUACCAAAACCACCGUUCUUCAGCCGGAACCUCAACCUCAACCGCAACCGGAUCCUGGCAGUGGCAAAAUUUGUGGAGUAAACAAAGAGUGCGUUGCGCGUUUCCUAUGUAACGAAGAUGGCGCAGUCAACACGGAUGGUUCGACCCUGAUUGACAUUCGUUUUGAUGGCGAAGAGCAGUGCACUUAUUUGGAAGUGUGCUGUAAUACACCAGACAAAUUGGAGAAACCGAAGGUACCCAUCAAGCCAGACGUGACACAUGAUGGUUGUGGCUAUCGUAACCCAGAUGGUGUCGGAUUCAGAAUUACAGGCGACAAAGAAGGCGAAUCACAGUUUGGCGAGUUCCCUUGGAUGGUAGCAAUCUUGCGUGACGAAGUGAUUGGCGGAGAAACUUUAAACAUUUAUGAAUGCGGUGGCGCAGUAAUCGCACCAAAUGUAGUCUUGACAGCUACACAUUGCGUGCUGAAUCUGGACCCAAGUGUAUUGGUGGCACGUGCUGGUGAAUGGGACACACAAACCAAAACAGAAGUACUCCCACAUCAAGAUGCGCGCGUAAAAGAGAUCAUCCGUCAUGAACAAUACAAUAAGGGUUCACUUUAUAAUGACGUAGCACUGCUCAUCUUAGAAACGCCAUACUAUUGGGAAGAAAAUGUGCGUCCUAUAUGUUUACCUGAACCGGAUGCUAAUUUCGAUCACUCGCGUUGUUAUGCCACUGGCUGGGGUAAGGACAAGUUCGGCAAAGAUGGCACUUAUCAACUGAUUUUAAAGAAAAUCGAUUUACCUGCUGUACCACGAGAUACUUGUGAAGCCAAUCUACGCAAAACUCGUCUGGGUAAAUUCUUCAAUUUGGACAAGAGUUUCAUGUGUGCUGGUGGUGAAAAAGGCAAAGACACUUGCAAGGGUGAUGGUGGCUCACCGUUAGUUUGUCCAGAUCCAAUGAAUCCCAAUCGUUACUAUCAAGCCGGUAUUGUUGCUUGGGGUGUAGGUUGUGGCGUAGAGAAUGUUCCCGGAGUUUACGCCAAUGUGCCUUACCUGCGUAACUGGAUCAACGAGAAACUUUCCGCACGAGGAAUUGAUUUCAAAUAUUUUACAGCUUAAAGAUCUCUUAGUUUGGCAGUCACACAAACACGUAUUGUUGCUACAAUACUUCAAGUUAUUAAUAAAGUACGUUGAUAAUGAUAUUUGGAAUGUUUUGAGAUUAAAAAAAUACAAUUAAAUUGAGUUGAAUCCCUAAUAA
This is a messenger RNA of Anastrepha obliqua, 2578 nucleotides long. RefSeq lists its product as uncharacterized. The transcript has 4 exons. The coding region runs from base 22 to 2439 and encodes 805 amino acids. NCBI's taxonomy places the organism in Eukaryota, Metazoa, Arthropoda, Insecta, Diptera, Tephritidae. Gene Ontology annotation, biological process: proteolysis. Gene Ontology annotation, molecular function: serine-type endopeptidase activity. The record is from RefSeq and is a predicted model, not a curated record.